GGAAGUGACGUUGGGGAAGGUGGGGGUAAUCAUGGUGCCGCUAGGGAGGGGAGAAGCUGCCGCCGCCGCCGUUGCCGGGAGCCGCGGAGAAAGGCCAUUACCUUUCCAUUUCUCACAAUUGGGCUGAGCACAGCUGAACCAUGGGAGAACACAGUCCAGACGACAGUAUCAUCUUCUUUAAGGGAGAGGAAGAUGAUCUAAACCCAGAUGACAAGAUGCUCAGGUUUGUGGAUGACAACGGACUGGUGCCUUCCUCAUCUGGAACUGUUUAUGAUAGGACCACUGUUCUUAUAGAGCAGGACCCUGGCACUUUGGAGGAUGAAGAUGACGAUGGACAGUGUGGAGAACAUCUGUCCUUUCUAGAAGAGGGCGAUGAGGGCUUCCUAAUAGAUCAGGAAGCGAUGUCCCAGGGUUAUGUGCAACACAUCAUCUCUCCGGAUCAGAUUCAUUUGACUAUAAACCCUGGUUCCACGCCCAUGCCAAGAAAUAUUGAAGGUGCAACCCUUACUUUGCAGUCGGAAUGUCCAGAAACAAAACGUAAAGAAGUAAAGCGGUACCAGUGCACCUUUGAGGGCUGCCCCCGCACAUACAGCACAGCUGGCAACCUACGCACGCACCAGAAGACUCACCGAGGAGAGUACACCUUCGUCUGUAAUCAGGAGGGCUGUGGCAAGGCCUUCCUUACCUCCUACAGCCUCAGGAUCCAUGUGCGAGUGCACACGAAGGAGAAGCCAUUUGAGUGUGAUGUGCAGGGCUGUGAGAAGGCGUUCAACACACUGUACAGGUUGAAAGCACAUCAAAGGCUUCACACAGGGAAAACGUUUAACUGUGAAUCUCAAGGCUGCAGCAAAUACUUCACCACACUCAGUGAUCUACGGAAGCACAUUAGAACCCAUACAGGAGAAAAGCCAUUUCGAUGUGAUCAUGAUGGCUGUGGGAAAGCAUUUGCAGCAAGCCACCACCUUAAAACUCACGUCCGUACACAUACUGGUGAGAGACCCUUCUUCUGUCCCAGUAAUGGCUGUGAGAAAACUUUCAGCACUCAGUACAGUCUUAAAAGUCACAUGAAAGGCCACGAUAACAAAGGAAACGCACUCAGUGCACUUCCACAACACAACGGAUCAGAGGAUACAAAUCACUCACUUUAUCUGAGUGAGCUUGGCCUUCUGUCCACGGACUCUGAAUUGCAAGAAAAUUCCAAUACAACACAGGACCAGGACCUCAGCACAAUUUCACCAGCAAUCAUCUUUGAAUCAAUGUUCCAGAAUUCAGACGAUACUGCAAUUCAGGAAGAUCCGCUGCAGACAGCUGCCUUGAUUGAAAGUUUUAAUGGUGAUGCAGAGUCAGUCAGUGAUGUUCCGCCACCUGCAGGAAAUUCGGCGUCUUUAUCUCUUCCACUUGUACUGCAGCCUGGCAUCUCAGAGCCACCCCAGCCUCUGCUACCAGCUUCAGCCCCGUCCGCUCCUCUUCCUGCUCCCUCUCUAGGACCUGGUCCCCAGCCAUCUGCGUUUGGCAGCCCCCCUGCUCUCUUACAACCUCCAGAAGUGCCUGUUCCCCACAGCACGCAGUUCGCUGCUCAUCACCAAGAGUUUCUUCCGCACCCCCAGGCACCCCAGACCAUCGUACCAGGACUUUCCGUUGUUUCUGGGGCUCCUACAUCAGCUGUGGCAGCACCAGUCCCACCACCAAGUACUACUGAGCCCCUGCCUGCCAUGGUCCAGACUCUACCCCUGGGUGCCAACUCUGUCCUAACUAAUAAUCCCACUAUAACCAUCACCCCAACUCCCAACACGGCUAUCCUGCAGUCCAGCCUAGUCAUGGGAGAACAGAACUUACAGUGGAUAUUAAAUGGUGCCACAAGUUCACCACAAAACCAAGAACAAAUUCAGCAAGCAUCUAAAGUGGAGCAGGUGUAUUUCACCACUGCAGUGCCAGUAGCCAGUAGCACAGGGAGCUCUGUCCAGCAGAUUGGCCUCAGUGUUCCUGUGAUCAUCAUCAAACAAGAGGAGGCUUGUCAGUGUCAGUGUGCGUGCCGGGACUCUGCAAAGGAGCGGACGUCCAGUCGGAGAAAGGGCUGUUCUUCCCCACCCCCUCCAGAGCUGAAUCCCCAGCCUCCUGAUGGGCCCAGCCUGCACCUGCCACCCUAGACUUCUCCCUCACCCCUAUCCUGUCAUCAUCCUUCACUGGACCCUCUUUCUGUGAGCAGAGCAGAUAGGCCAAGGCUCCCCAGAUCCUGAGAAACGAUAAGUGCCAUGGAUGUGUCAGAGUUCCUGUCCCUCCAGAGCCUGGACACCCACGUCCCAUCCAGUUCACAGUGAAGCACUACUGCAGGGGAGGAGGAGACAGGCCUGACCAGCAGCUUCUCCAGGGGAAGGGCCUAUGUGCACUCACCUCCAGGAAGAGGGUGAGCAGGAAGCACCGGGUGUGAUGCUGCCAUCAUGGGUCAGAAAUUGGAAGGAUGAAGAAAUCUGCUGUCUGAAAGCCUCACCUUUCAGACCUAUUUUCUUUAUUCACAUCCCAGGAACAUCCAUUUUAGGGAACUGAUCUUUGGAGGAAAAAACAAACAAACAAACAAAAAAAGCUAAGUUAUAAGUGAACUGUUUGGCUGCACUGUAUGUCACUUUUGCUUAUUGUUAUGUGAACUUGGAAAUUAAGGUUACUCGUAUGCAUAAAAGUUCUAAAUGAAAGGGUGUGGUUUCCGUCAAUUUGGUACUGCCCAUCAUUUGCACUGGGGUCAUUGUGGAUUGGGCAGCAGGUUCAGUGUGUUGGGUGUUGCCCCUUCGUGUCUUUUUGAAUCUGAGGCAGAUACUUGUCUGGAAGGCCAGACACUGGGUAGUGGCAAGGGAGGUGAGAGUUGAUUGGACAGGGUUUGGGUGAGAUGACUUUGUUGUUGGUGCUUUGUGUCAGUGAAGCUUGGAGUGGAUGCCAAGGGAGUUGUCCUGCAGCACACUCAAUAUAAAUGGGCAGCUUUAGCCUUGUCCUCCUGGCCGUGGCGAAUGACACGGUUCUGCAAGGCUCUGGGGCAAAUUGUUGGCAGCUCUCUGUCAAUGCUGUGUUUGCAGAGCAAGCUGUAGCAAUGCCACCAGUCUUUUGCCCUCCUGGUUCUUUCCGUCUCAGUUGUUUGCCAGGGCUUGCCGUUCUCAGUGCAUCUUUCCUGGGGAGCACCCCAGUUUUAGCCUAAAGAACACAAAGCUUGUGGCCAGUGACUGCCAGGGUUUCUCUCUUUUGAUGGCAUCUGCUUCUCAGCAGAAGGCUGCAAUCCGCUUCUGAGACGGUGUAGGCCAGAGGAGUUUGGGUGAGCUAGCAGCUGGGUCCAGGCAUUCUGGUGCCCCUUCUGGCCAGGCUUUUGGUUGCCCUCUCCCAUCUCCACCCCUCACUUCUGGAUUUUGCAUACAGCCUCAUACAGUGCAAAUAAGGAUGUGAUUUGGUCAGCUUAGUCAUGUGAUUUUUCAAAAAACACAAAAUGGUGAUCUUCUACUCAGGGUAAAACAAAAAAAAAUUCCCCUUCCACCAAAAAGCCUGAAAUGUUGCAAUAAGUUAUCUCAUUUGGAAUAUUUCUUUAAGUUGUGUUGUAGGAAGUUUUUUUUUUUUUUUUCCUUGAUUUGUGUAUAGACCUGUGUCCAUCUGCCUGCCUUUGGCUCCAAGCUGCCUCCAGACAUAAAUACAUGAAUGGAAGUUGCUAUCCUUUGGCUGUUUAAUGUAGUCAUGAGUGCUUGGCAAGAUCAGAAGCUAGUUGUGGCCUGGGGUGUGGAGUAGGCCUCUGCCUCCUGCAAGCAGGGUUGGGUCCUCAAUCAAGGCAGCCAGAGAUCUUCGUUGGUUGCACUCCUGCUGUCUGAGCCAUUCCUCAGAGGUAGCCAAGAUAGUAGCCCCGGAAAAGGCCCCACCUUUAGAGAAGAUGCUCAGGGACAGUUGGAUUAGAGGGUAGUGGUGGCAUUGCUGUCCCUGCCAUGAGGAGAAAUGGGCUCAGGGACAAGCAGUUGAUUUUUUUGUUCCUGGAGUUGGCCAGGAGAAUGGGUUUCUUUUUGACCUUCUACAUUUCCCUCCCCCAAAAGGCUGGUCAUUGGCCUUGGCAGAAGUCAGUAAGGUAGGAAGAAUUCUGUUACCACAGUGGUUAAUCUUCCUGGGAAACCAGCUGCUGGGCACAGGUUGUCCUUGGUUCUGUCCAGGCCUUGCACUCGCUGUUUUCUUUACAACCUCUGAGAAGAGCAGUGGACAGGACUCCCAAAAUAAGCUUGCAUCAGAGGGUAGUAAUGACCUUCCUUCUGCCUCUCAUGACCUGGGAUUCUGGUUCCCUGGAAAUAGGAGCCCAGGGAAGAUGUGUGGAAUGUUUAAAUGGUUUAAAUAUUGUUUCUUGGUUAGCUAGGGCUGUGCUCUUAAUGGUCCCUUCCUGGGUCAUUGGCUUUUCCCUCUCCACAGAUUGGGGGGUGGUAAAGAAGCGUUUUAAACUGUUUAGGCUAAAAUUUUUCUAGAUGGAAGAAGUUGAAGUAUUUGCCUUUGUGAGUUCACGCUACAAGAGAGACUAUCAAUCCAAUUAGCUUUUGGAAAGUGAGGAAUGUGCUUCAAAUGAGAGUGGUUGUGCAAAGUUAGGUGUAUUCCACAGGGUAGGGAGACUCUUCUGCCAUGCUCUGUCAGCUCCUUCCCUCCCAUCCUCCUCUCACAAGUCUGGCCUCUAGUGCCAAGGACGUUGGAGAAGAGGGAGCCCCUGGCUAAAUUGGAGUCUUCAUGGGACAGUGGUUUCCCAAGGAAAUGAGGGUAAGGGUGAAUUCUAGCAAGUGGUCUUAAGCCUUCUUCCUAUGGCUACCUUAACUGUUGUCACUCUAUAGACCUGUACUUGGGCGGCUCCCAUUAGCAUCAGUUUAGCCUCUUCCAAGAAGCUAGUCAGUAACAAGGAGUGGAGCUCACGGGCUUAGGAAGUGGUAAGGCAACUUGCCUUUCCCAGGCAGGUGGGAGAGCAUUGAGGGAAAGUAGCCCAGUAGUCCUUGACAGGGUCUGGCCAGUCUCAUGGGGGCAUCACUAGUUUGGUGGUAGAAGUGUCAUUUAUUGAAUCUCAACCCCCUUUAGUAGAUCAUAGUUCAAUACCCAGGAAAGACCCUGAAUUACAAAGACUUCUCUGGGUAGAAUGCCAGGGGCUAUUCUUCCCUUCUAGGAGAGUCAAUAGAUGGGAGAGGGUUAUUUUCAGGUCAAGGCAGUGGACUGAUGGAUGAUGGAAGGUAGAUGGGUUUCCUGAAGCUUUGUAUGAUGCUGAAUGUGUCCAGAGGGACAAAUUUGCAGAACCUCAUAUGGUAUAUUAAAGAAAUAAUAAAAUAAAAAGCACUUUAGGUUACUUUAUCUUUAACCCAAUUGCUGCAAUUUCUGUUGUGUUUGUGUGUGUGUGUGUGUGUGUGUAUACACUUUCUACAAAGUUUUAUUUUUUGCUCAGAAUAAAAAGUUAAAUUGAGGUGUGAAAAGAAGCACUUGUUUUGGUGCAAUACGUGGGUAGCUUGACAGUCGUUGUCCCAUGUGGCCCUGGCCUGGCCGUUUUUCUGCUCCAUCAGCACUGUGCUGAAGUUGACCAUAGGGAAACACUAUUGUGCAUUCUCCGCAGCUGCUCAAUCUAUGCAAGCCUUCCCUGUGUGCCCCGGGCGCCCCCUCAGGCUCCCGGAGGAACUGCUGCAGCUGUUUUCUUCUGUUGAGGCCCCUUUUCACCUCUUGGUCCCUUGCCAUCUUUCCCCUCUUCACCACGACAAAAUAAUUCCCUAAAGGAACAGGUUGUUCUAGGUAGAAACCUGGCACCUUCUAGACUUUCAUAUUUGUGAUCACAUCUCUUGAACAUAAAGAAUUCUCCAAUAUCACCAAAACCAUGGAUUUAUGCAACGGCACCCACUAUUGUUCAUGAGUUCACAAUUUUCUUACAUCACCAAUCAGAAAUAUGUUGGGAGGCAAACUCAAGCCAUUUCUGUACUGCUUUCACACCACCUGUGUUAGUUCUAAGCAAAAAGACUUCCAGGCUUCAUGAAUCCAGUAACAAAGCCGACAAUAAUCUGCUUUACCAACGUUCUUCUCCCUCACUGGCUCCCACUUGAUCAUCAGUUCCCAGGCUGUAGACUAGAGGCAUUUUAAAUAUUCUGUAGCCAAAGCAAAAAGAUGUUCACAGAUGUAGUAUGCAAGUGGUUCUUUCCACUGUGACACAGAUGGGCGAUGUCCGUCCAUUCCUAAACAUUUGGGAUAGGGGGUGGUCAGCAACAAAACCAAAUGAUGCCUGUUUCUGAUUGGUCAGUCUCUGGCUCAUUUCUAGCAUAUUCUUGGCAAAGAGAGAAGGGUCCUGUUUCUCAUCAGCCUGGGCAUUUCUCACUGUUACUCCCAGCGGAGAGAGGGCUUCUCAGUCUGCACUCAAAAUGCAAGUUAAACUGGAUCUGUUAAGGUGUGUACAGUACAAGCUUUUUUACUGGAAGUGAAGCUUCGAACCAUACACUGCUCCUUUGGUGGUGU
Nannospalax galili (Upper Galilee mountains blind mole rat) is the source of this 6468-nucleotide messenger RNA. RefSeq names its product metal regulatory transcription factor 1 (gene Mtf1). The coding region runs from base 141 to 2147 and encodes 668 amino acids. The record is from RefSeq and is a predicted model, not a curated record. Gene Ontology annotation, biological process: positive regulation of transcription by RNA polymerase II; central nervous system development. The transcript is spliced from 11 exons. Lineage: Eukaryota; Metazoa; Chordata; Mammalia; Rodentia; Spalacidae. Gene Ontology annotation, molecular function: DNA-binding transcription activator activity, RNA polymerase II-specific; RNA polymerase II cis-regulatory region sequence-specific DNA binding. Gene Ontology annotation, cellular component: nucleus.